CAGCGAUGCAUGGACUAGGACCUGCUCGAAUGUUCCCCAUCUGGACGCGCGUCCCCGCAUACGCGUCCACCACAUACGCGUACGGCUGACAAAGACCAGCGCCAUGGACUAUAAAACCUGAGGGGCAGGGUCCGUCUCCCUCAUUCAGAUCCUCAGACGCAUCGGCCUCGACGCGCUUCGAUCGCAGAAUAAUCACCGCUACAACUAGUACACCGACCACAGCAAGUACAGAGACUAUGUUCUCUUCGAUGUAUCAACCCUCGCCAUACUACCCGCUCCAGGCGGCCUACCACCCCAUUCAGCCCCUCAGCCCGCGCGACAAGUACCUGGCGGCCGUGGCAGAGGCCGAGGCAGCGCGCGCCAGCUACCUCGCCGAUGAAGCUGCGCGACGGGAGGAGGCGGCCCUCCAGCAGCGGCUCGACGAGCUUCGCGCACGUAGGCAGCGCUUCUCUGCCCCCGGUUCUGUCGACCCCCGCGAUCGGCGCCUCUACGAACUUCGCCGCGAGGUGGAGGAAGAAGAGCGCAUUCAGCGGGAGUUGACGCUCGCUGCUGAGGCGGAGCGUCGCGAGCAGGAGCUUGCGCACGUCCGAUGGGAGAUAGAAGAGCAGGCCCGCAGGGAGGAGCGGCAGCGUCAGAUCGUUGAAGGAGGUAGCAGGUCAUUUCGGUCCUCUCCAUGCCACACGACACACCCGCAUCAGAGCCCCUUCCACCGUCCGUAUCCUCAUCAUCAGCCCGUCGCUCGCCAGAGCCAUCCUGCGAUACUCGAAGUCGUGAUCGAUGAGCCCUACCAGGCGCCUACUCCCGACGUCCGACCCUCGAUUGAAGUCGACAUACAGGAGCUCCUUGGCCAACUUUCUGGCUUCGGCAGUGUGAAUGCGCAGGAGCCCCUUCAACAUCCGCCGCAGACCUCAGCUUGUGCUCCCCCCUCUGCACUCGCGAAGGCUCGGGCUGAGGCUUGGAAGGCGGCUGCCGCUGCUCGCAGAGCGCCUGCUACGUCCGCCAAGGCCUCCCCUUUCGCGAACACGGUUUGUUCUCCCUCGAACAAGGCCUGCCUCACCACUAACAAGCCUUGCCACCCCUCGAGCAAGUCUAGCGAAUCGAGUUCCAGCCCUACCGGUCCUACCGCCCCCCAGCUUGACCCCACUGUCCUCGCCGACCUCGCCGGCCAGUUCCUUGGCACCAAGGUCGACCCGGCGCAGGUGAAGAGCGCGAUGGAUAUGUUCUCGGCAUUCGUGCCGCAGGCUUCGGCUGCUCAGGCGUCGUUUGGCGCUCGUGCUGCUCCAGCACCGGCUCAGGCAUCGUCUCAUGCUGCUCACGCACCGACUCCGACUGCAGGCCCUGCAGAGUUUGGCGGUCUUGAAGGUCUCCUUUCGACUUUGUUCGGUGGUGCUCAGACCAACGCUCAACCCCAGGCGUCUUCGUCCUCUGCUCAGGCAUCGUCCUCGAAGCCUGCGACCUCUUUUGUUCAGCCUUCUGCCUCUGCUGCCGCCCCAUCCGCUAAGCCAUCGACUACUGAGCCUUUCAAAGCCUCCCCCUUCGACCCCCUCGCGCCCCUCCGCGCGCAGCUCGCGAGCCGGCUGAACACCGAGGAGGAGGCCGAGAUUCGCGACACGAUGCACGCGAUCAUGCUCUCGCUGCAGGACCAGGAGGAGAAGUUUAAGGCUGGAUCAGCGGCUGCUGGCGCUGGUGCUGCUGGGUCCAGCGGAUCCAGCUCCGGCAACAAGGUCGACACCUCCAGUAAGCCCGACAUCACCGUCGACACCACUCAGGCCAAAGGCAAAGGCCGCGCCUCCCCCGAGCCCCCGCGCACGCCGACCUCGCAGGACAUCGCCGCCUCGCUCGACACGGUGCGCAACAUCGACGCCGCCUUCGCUGCGCUCGCGGGCGACUUUGCGUGGCCCUCGGGGCUGGACUUUACGCCUGUGAGCUCGAGGGAGGCAUCUCCCACACGUUCCUCCGGCGACUACGCCGCGCCGGUCGACGAUGCCGCCUCCACUUCCACUUCUUCUACCUCCUCCCCCCUUUCCAAGCUCGCGUACACCGCGCGCAAUCAGCCCGUCCGGUUCUACGAGCAGUCGCUGAGCGGUCUACUGUCGCAGCUCGAUGCCGUGGAGAGCUGGGGGUCGGAGGAGGUGAGGAGGGUACGGAGGGAGGUGGUCGGACGCGUGGGGCGGGCGUUGGAGGAGGUGGAGGGCGAGGUGGAGGGGAGGUGGGGUGUGUGGGUGAGGAGGGAGAUGAGGGCGGAGAAGGUGGAGAGGGGCAGGGAGGUGCCAGCGUCUAUCACUGAGGAGACGAAGGCCAACGCCGACGCUGUCAAGGUCGAUGCGAAGGCGAAGGAGGCGGACGCUGUCAAGGUCGAGGUCGAGGCAGCGCCGGAGCCCGAGUCCCAGGCUCCAUCCGUUGCGGAGUCGGUCGUCACUAUCCGUCCCGCCCCGGCUCCACAAGCCUCCGAGGAGUCCACCGAGACUGUCGAUGCACCCGUUCCGGCCUACGACGACAAGGAAGAUUCACCCACCGUCGACACCACUGCUACCUCUGAUGCCUCACCUACCUCAACCGACGUCAAAGGCUACGAGGUCGAGUCCUCAGACGGUGCUGCUCAGGGCGCCAACUCUCCCGCCCACCCCGAGGACGCUACUGCCCCAUCCGACGCCGACGUGCCAACUUCGCCUUCGUCGAUGUCUUCACCCUCCGUCGACACUUUCCUACUCCCUGCGGAGCCCGAAGAGGCUCCUACGAAGAAGGUCGCGCAUGCGGAGGGUACCGAUAGCGACUGGUCGGAGGUGGAGGCUUAGGUUCGAAGAAGGAGUAGAGACUUGGAACGGACAUAGACUGGAUUAUCUUGACCCUCUCGAACUCGUGUAUCGUAUCUUAUUGUGUAACUAAUCAUGACUAUCUUCCACUUAUUCUUUG
Molecule: messenger RNA, 2913 nt
Organism: Schizophyllum commune H4-8
Lineage: Eukaryota; Fungi; Basidiomycota; Agaricomycetes; Agaricales; Schizophyllaceae
Exons: 3
Coding region: 237-2795 (852 amino acids)
Molecular function (GO): protein-folding chaperone binding
Source: RefSeq, a predicted model, not a curated record